CGUACACGUACGCGUAUACAUUGACACGUACGUACGUUUGUUGGACAGACAUGUCUGUCGAGCAUGUAGCCAGCAGUGGAUCGAAGAGUCUGUACAAUUCAGCAAACCAAUGCACUUAUGUGUAUCGACAAUCAGGCAGCUGGCUGGCUGGCUGGCUGGCUACUCAAUAUAUAAAUAUUAAUUUGGCCUCACACCCUCCCCGGCUCGAUCGAUCCUUCCGGCCUCACUCACUGCUUCUUGGUCAUCUCGAUAGUGAAUGUGCGUGAGUUGUCCCCCUCUGUCCCAUUGCCAUCUGGGAUGGGCAGACGCACACCGUAGUACUGCAUGCACCGCCGUACACACUGCAGCAGCGCCCUGUCUGCCUCGCCCCCUGCCGGCGGAAGCCGCACGCACAGAUUCACCUCGUCGGGCAUCAGCAACAGAGUCAGAUCGAACAGCGACUUCAGGCUCGCUGCCAUCAUGACGUUCCGCCGCUCGAAGGUCAGCUUCUUGACGGGCGGGGCGAGCGGCGGGGCCAGCACCAGAGGGGGCAGCUCCACGGGCAGAAGCUGACCGGAGAUCUCCACACGCUGCAGCGGGGCCGUCCGAUCCUAAAGCGCCAGAUUACACACAGGUACGGACACACACGAUGUCUGUAAGCUGAGUGGCUGGCUGACUGACCCUGAGGUAUCGCAGACACUCUGGUGUGGCGGAUGGGGCCAUGUGAAAGAGAUGCAGGCGAUCUAGUGAGGCCAAUGACGUCACGAUGCGGCUCAGGGGGUGGGGCGGGGCGGCAAUGACGCUGGGGCCGAGUAUCGUCAUGCCGACGCCGGCGAGGGUGAGCUUCUUAACGUUUGGGUAGCGCCCCGGCUGUGUGAGGAAGUCAGGGAUGCUGCUGAAGUUGUCGUCGUGCAGGUGGAGCACCCCAAUCGGAUGGCGGUUGAAGGUCACUGCAAAGCUCACAGCGCCGCUACAUGGGGGCAGGAAGCUCCACCUCUGACACAUACAUCGAACAACACACACACACACAGCGGAAUGGAUGCAUGGCUGGCGGCACACAUGAAUGGCUCAGUCGUGCUGGCUGGUAGGUAGACUACCUGAGGCAGCGGGACGCCCCCAUAGGCGAUCAUCACUGACAGACAGACAACAGACAGACAGACAGACACACAGACAGAAGGACAGAAGGACACGCACUCCUUCAUGCUUGUCGGCAUUCUGCUUCUUCAUACCAGUUUUGGAUUCGGCGGCAAAUCCCUCAGCCAUCCUCCGGACGAUCGGAUGGAGAGGCGGCGGGUCUACGGCGCUGUUCUGGGGCUCAACGCAGUCCAAUGUGAAGCUGCAACGGACACAGAUACAUCGCCCCGAAGAAUGAAUGCUCUGCAAUGCUCUGCGCUGCACGUACCAGUUGUCGAAGCUGUACGCCAUCUCACAUCCAAUUGCCUCCAGCUGCUCAAUGAACCCGACAGCUGCAUAUGGACACACACACACACACACACGCAACACACACACACAGACACAGACACAGACACAGAGGAAGAGAGAGUGAGAGAAGGGGGACUCGUGUCGGUUGGUUCGUCUCCUCUCCUCACCGCUCAGCCCGUGUGGCCCGGCGGUGCUCGUCAGCAGGCCAGGCAUCCGCUCGUUGACAGACAAGUCAUACGACAGGGUCAGCUUUUUCUUCCUCCUAUCGUUCCUGCGGCCCCACAGCUGCCGCAGCACCAAAAUGAAGGGAUGCAGCGCAUCGAAGGGUGCGUCGGGGUGCGACAGGUUGCCUUGAAUGCGGAUCCAGUCGAGCAUGGUCAGGUGCGUCAUGCUCACAAGGAGCGGGAAGGAAUGCGGCAGCCGCCGGGGGUCUGCCGACACACAGACAGACAGACAGACCGACCGACAGGAAGUGACGAAGGGUACUGGUGUGUAUUCUGUGUGGAUGGGUGGAGCCUAACAUGGCGUGAAAGGGUAGAUGUUGAGCCGCUGCAGCUUCUUGGAUGUGUUGAGGAAGUGCGCCAGCGGCUGGUCGAUGAACGACUCGGUAAAGCGGUCGAGCGCGUAGCUGUCCCCCUUGCCGUCUGAGCCGUAGUACAUGUCGCCCUCCAACUCAAUCAACUGGGGCCUGCACACAAACACCCACACACACACACACCCUCAGAACUGCAUCCCCCUUUUCUGUCAGAGCUGCAUUGCAUACCACUCGAACCCCUCGGUGACCAUGCGCACGAAGUACCGCAGGCUGUCCACACGCAGCUUCUUGAUGUGGGGAAACACAAUGCGGUCAGCAGGGGGCGUCACAGCAGGCGGGCUGCCGAUCUCCUGCCCCUCAGCGGGGAACUUCUCGCUCUCCAUGCCGUCGAAUCGAGUGAUGACCAGCUUCUGCAGGACGGCGGGCGACCGGCGGAUGGCGGCGAUGACCAUCUCAUUGACGGGCCACUCGUUGGGAUCCAUUUUGACCACGAUGCUCUGGUGGUGCGUGCGCUCCAGCCGACUUCGGACGUGGGGGGGCAGGUCCCAGAAGAUGUGCUUGUCGAUGUAGAGAUGGCUGUAGAGGGAUGACGCUCCGCCGGCCCGCUGAUGGUGCGGCUUCAUGAUGUCGGUAGACGGCUCGCCGGUGACGCACGUGCAGAAGUGUCGGGACACCUCUGAGAGCUGCUUGGUGCCGUCAGUGGUCGUGAAGAAGGAGCCGGCGUAGGACAACACCUCGUUGGGCAUAGAGCGGAAGCCAGUGAACGGCACCUGCGUGGAGGAAUGGACGGACGUGACAAUGACAGGCAUGACAGUGACGACAGAUCUGUCCGUCUGCUUUUCUGUGUGUCUGCUUACCAUCUCGUCCGUCGAGGCAGCAGGCGAUUCCUGAUCUGGCGAUGGAUCCAUUGUGGGGAGAACAAGUGAUGACUGUGUUCUCAGCAACACUUCGAAGAAAACUAUUUCGCCG
This is a messenger RNA of Vitrella brassicaformis, 2905 nucleotides long. The record is from the annotation of a GenBank genome assembly. Lineage: Eukaryota; Vitrellaceae.